AUGGGUGACAAGGCCGUUACCGAUGCGGAUUUAAAUAGUCGCCGGCGCCAGAUGAAACGUGGCUUCUCUCUUGUGCCGGAGAGGUUCACGACCCCACUACCCGAACACUUUACUACGCGGGGUGGCUUUUCAGUUGCAGCCAUGCUGUUGUGUGAGGAAAUUUUGAAGUUCCUUUCCACCGCCUUCGUCCUGUUUGCCUUCCCAUUUUCCCUCUUAUUUUGCUUCCGCGUCAUUCCGCAGUACGAGCGUGCUGUCAUUUUCCGCCUCGGACGCCUCAUAUCCAACUCAGCUGUGGGGCCUGGUCUUAUCUUCAAAUUACCCUUCCUCGAUCGCAUGCGUCGCGUGGAUCUGCGAACCUUCACAUUCGAUGUGCCCACUCAGGAAGUGCUUACCAAGGAUUCCGUAACUGUAGCUGUAGAAGCUGUCGUCUAUUAUCGCAUAUUUGAUCCAAUUAUGGCGGUGGUAAACGUGGAGAACGCCAACCGAUCAACGCGCCUUCUGGCUCAGACCACAUUGCGCAAUGUGCUCGGCACAGUGGAUCUCUAUUCCCUCCUAACGGAUCUUGAAGAGAUUGCCGCUAUGAUGCAAGAAACGCUGGACAGCGCCACCGACACAUGGGGUGUCAAGGUGGAGCGCGUGGAAAUUAAGGAUGUGCGGUUGCCGCUGCAACUACAGCGUGCAAUGGCUGCGGAGGCAGAAGCCACACGGGAGGCCCGCGCCAAGGUGAUUGCAGCAAAGGGUGAAGAGGACGCCUCGCGAUCACUCAAACUUGCCGCUCAGGAGAUCGCCAUCUGCCCAAUAGCUCUGCAGUUGCGUUACCUUCAAACCCUGGCCAGCAUCUCUGCAGAAAAGAACUCAACUAUCGUGUUCCCCCUGCCCAUGGAUCUACUAGGUUUAUUUCGAUCGGCACUUGUCCGACGAUGUGUAGCCUCCCCGCCAACCCCCAACGGUCUACCGUCCAUGCGGAAUGACGAUGACUUAGCUGGUAGUGGUGCUUACUCCUCUGAAUCUCCCCUUCAUUCUUCUUCCCACUCCGCCGCGGCUUUAUCGCCUCACCCCCCUCCUGAGCAACAUUGGCCAGCCCUAAAACAGCACUAUCGCCCCAUUCUGACUAGAGGAACAACCAUCUCCACCAAUGAGUCCGUUGUAUCGCCGCGAUCUCCCGCGGAAGUUGUAAAGAAUUAUGUCUACGAGGACAGCAACAAUGACCCCUACCACCCGAACAAAAACAUGUUUGUGUGA
Molecule: messenger RNA, 1242 nt
Organism: Spirometra erinaceieuropaei
Lineage: Eukaryota; Metazoa; Platyhelminthes; Cestoda; Diphyllobothriidea; Diphyllobothriidae
Source: the annotation of a GenBank genome assembly